This is a messenger RNA of Ostrea edulis (European flat oyster), 3216 nucleotides long. RefSeq names its product protein FAN-like. The record is from RefSeq and is a predicted model, not a curated record. The transcript has 32 exons. NCBI's taxonomy places the organism in Eukaryota, Metazoa, Mollusca, Bivalvia, Ostreida, Ostreidae. Bases 103 to 2865 code for a protein of 920 amino acids. Gene Ontology annotation, molecular function: protein binding.
CUUCUCCAAACCUUUAAACCGGAAGUAGGAUUCUGUAGUUUCAUUUUCUAGUGUCAGCCUUUCACCAUAGGCCUUAGAAGAUGUAGUUUUGAUUGUUGGCAUAUGCACUUCUUAAAAAUGGCUUUUAUUGAGCAUGAUAUAGCUGACCAAGAAAGGUUUAAUUUACUAUUACUAGAACCAGGAGAAAUAUAUUUUGAAGAUUACAGCGUGACAUAUUUCCCCAAAGGCGUAUUGAAAAAAGACCAGGAGAGGAAGUCACAGAAGGGACAUCUUAAAAUUUGUUCAAAAUCAAUUGUCUUUGUUCCUAAAGCCCUCCAGCUUCCAAUACUUAAGCUUCCUUUGAAAAAUGUUACUUCAAUUGAAGAAUGGUCUGGAGAUUUGUUUUCGAGAGUAGAUAAGGAUAAAGUUAUGAAAAUCACUUCCAGUGUAGCUGUGAAAAUGAAGGAAAACAACAUCAUUGGUCCUUAUUCAUUUGUCAAGGAAGCAUCAGAUUACACCUUCCAGCUUGAUUAUGUCUCCGUGGACGACUGUUUGCCUCAGAUGUGUCAGCUUCACAGGGCCUCCACAUUACCCCCAGGGGAGCAAACUGCCAUGAUUAAUGCCAUAGUGCUCUCCAGACAAUCAAGAUGCAAGUUUAAUACCAGCUGGUUGGAAGAUCUUUAUGAGAAAAUUCAGUUUGAAACACAAGGUGACCGAAUUCUUCCCCUUGUCACAAACCCCGGCAGAAUCAUGCUUACCUGCAAAAGAUUGUAUUUCCAGCCUUUCAACAAUAUAGAAAAGGUUCCUGUUAUAAAGAUAAGGUUAAAAGAUAUUUCCAGAGUCAUUGAGAGAAGAUUUCUUCUGCGUAAAAUUGGAAUAGAAAUCUUCUGUAAAGAAGGAGCACCUUACUCUCACAUAUAUCUGAGUCUGCCAACAGCGGAGGAAAGAAAAAAACUAAUGGAGACAAUUCUGAACCAAAAAGAGCUUCAGCUUGAGGAUUCAUCACAUGAUGACGUGAUGAUCAAAUGGCAAAGUAAAAACAUGUCCAAUUAUGAUUACCUGAUGUACCUCAACAGCCAAGCAGACAGAAGUUUCUGUGAUCUAACUCAGUACCCUGUCAUGCCAUGGAUCAUUACUGAUUUCACCUCACCAGCAAUUGACUUGGGCGAUGAGAAAAUCUACAGAGACCUGAAAAAGCCUAUAGGGGCUCUGAAUGAGGAACGGAUCCAGAAAAUGAGGGAGAGGUAUCGCGAAAUGCCAGAUCCCAAAUUCCUGUAUGGGUCGCACUAUUCCACUCCUGGCUAUGUCUUGUUCUACUUGGCAAGGAUAGCUCCAGAGUAUGUGCUUUGUUUACAAAAUGGAAAAUUUGACAAACCUGACAGAAUGUUUAAUAGUUUGGAUGACACCUGGGGUAAUUGCCUAGAGGGGGCAGCUGACUUUAAGGAAUUGAUUCCAGAAUUUUUUGAUGGGAAUGGAGAAUUUCUUCUGAACAAGGGGGUCAGUAACUUUGGUAUCAGACAAGAUGGCAGACAGAUUGGUGAUGUUGAACUUCCACCGUGGGCAGAAGAUCACUGUGAUUUUAUCGCCAAAAUGAGAGGUGCUUUGGAGAGUGAUUAUGCGUCUCAGAACCUACACAACUGGAUAGAUCUUAUAUUUGGAUACAAACAGAGAGGAGAGGAGGCAGAAAAAUCUGAUAAUGUGUUCUACUACAUGACAUAUGAAGGAGAAGUGGAUUUGGAAAAAAUUGAGGACCCAAAUGAACGAGCAAGAAUAGAGAUCCAAAUAAUGGAAUUUGGUCAGACCCCAAAACAGCUGUUUACAAAACCACACCCUCCUCGAUUUACAGAAGAUGGCCUCAGACAUCACAGUUUUACAACAUUAUCCUCUAGUUCACAAGAGAAUGAAGAACCGGCCAUGAAGGAGACUGAAUCUAGCGAAUCAGCUGAAUCUAGGGCUGCUUAUUCUGCCCCUAGUUGUCUUUCAUUGGAUGAAAUCGCAGCUCUUCAUGUAACACAUAAGCACUCCUUACAUAAAAGCUGCGUAACAGGUUUGCAACUGACUGAGGAUGGAUGCAACGUAUUCUCCGUUUCCCAAGACACCAUGCUGAAAAUGUAUUCUUUGGAGGAGCAGAGACAGCUGAGGAGUUUUAAUGUGUCAAAUAUGGCAUUAUCUUCUUGUCUAGUGAUGCCAGAUAACAAAACAAUUGUUGUUGGAUCUUGGGAUAACUUUGUAUAUUUCUACAGUAUAGAAUUUGGACGUAUUUUGGACACUCUAAAAGCACAUGAUGAUGCAGUUUCUUCUGUCAUUUGGAAGAAAAAGAUUCUUUUGACCGCAUCAUGGGACUCAACUGCAAAGGUAUGGCAGUUUACUCCCCCAAGUGAACCACACAAUUUCGAUCCAGCUGUUUUCAUAGGACAGCUAGAUCAUGAAUCUGGUGUUUCUUGCCAAGAUGUGGAUGAAACUGGAUCUCUUCUUGUGUCAGGAACGAAAGAAGGGCAGGUCAUCAUUUGGGACAUCAACUCCCUUUACCCUAUUGCAGAGAUGAAAAUCCAUGAUGGCACUGUCAAUGCUGUUGCAUUUAGUUUUGACGGUAGAAGGCUAAUCUCAUGUGGAGCAGAUUCAUUACUGAAGAUCAUUGAUGUUGACACUCAGACAGAAGUCUUUGUUAAAAAUGUAGGACACCAGAUUCUGUGCUUGGGGUGGUGUGAAAGUGUGGUGCUUUGUGGAACAGAAAAUGGUGACCUAGAAAUGUGGGACGUGAACAAAGCCAGUGUGGUGUCCACGGUGAAGGGUCAUGAUGAACCUGUGACCUGCAUUGAUGUCAGAACAAAAUGUGUAUUGACUGGAGACAAAGGAGGGGGCAUCUGUGUGUGGAAACCAACGUGACAAGAUGCCACACUGAAUUUGUGUUCCAUUAUAGUGCUAAAAGUUUACAAACAUGAGUUUGAUGGGCAAAAAAAAUCAUAAUUAUGUCAAAAACAAUCACCAUGUGAUUUAAUUGACUGUUGUUAAUCAAUGCUUGACCAAAGAUUUGAUGUAUCAAACAUUGUGUGCACAGUGAAGACUGGCAUCAUAGCAUCCAUUGAAAACCCUAUCUAAAAAACUAGAGUCACAGAACUGGAUACGACGUUGCUGUUUUCGUUUAUUUUGUACAUCUAGUCUCUGUCUAUGUAACUUCAUGUCACAGAUGUAGGGAUAUUGUAUUUGUUAAUAAAAUUAGUAUUUUCAAAUUAUAAA